AUGCCGGCAACAGAUCAGUCAAACUGGAAAGAGAAGCUAAAGCGAGUUGAUUUUAUUGGAGCAUUCGUUCUCGUUGUCGCCGUCUUUGGGCUCAUCCUUGGGUUAGAUCGGGGAGGGAAUGUUUCUUGGACCAUGCCUCUAACGAUCAUAUCGCUGUCUGUAUCUGCAGUGGCAUUUAUUCUAUUCAUGGUCGUCGAGGGCCGAUUCGCCGUCGCUCCAUUUGCUCCCCUCCACAUCACAUUCGGCCGUGAUUUAGUAGCAUGCUACCUGACCAACUUCUUUAGUUUUGGUGGAUGGCUUGCUGCCAUCUUCUAUAUCCCGUUAUUCUUCCAGGCUAGUGAUGGUAGCUCUGCUGCCAGUGCUGGAAUUAAGCUUCUGCCAUCCAUCCUGCUGGGAGUAUCUGGAUCACUUUUUGGGGGUUGGUUGAUGAAGAGGACCGGCAAAUAUUACUGGAUCACCUUCUACUCAUAUGGUUUAUUGGUUGUUGGCCUUGUUGUGAUUACCUUAUUCUCCGGUAUCAUAGCCAAUAGUACCCCGAUGAUAAUCAUCGGCAUGACCAUGUGCGCAUUUGGAAACGGCAUUGGGGUUACAACGACACUGAUUGCAUUAAUUGCAAAUGCUUCCCCUGAAGACCAAGCUGUCGCCACAGCCUGCUCAUACCUAUUCCGAUCGCUAGGGUCAGUCAUCUCAAUAUCUCUCUCCGCCAGCAUUGUCCAGCAAUUCCUCAGGAGUUCCCUGCGUUCUGCACUGAAGGGUAAUAAGAACAUCGAUGAGAUUGUGGACGGUGUCAGGCAGAGUCUUGAUUACAUCAAACACCUUGACCCGCAGUUAAGGGAAGUUGUUAGAGAGUGCUAUGGCCGUUCAACGACAACGGCGUUUGGCUUUAUGACCAUCCUUGUUUUCCUAUCAUUUAUCAGCGCUGUGUUCAUCCGAGAACAAAAGUUAAGCGCAUAG
Trichophyton benhamiae CBS 112371 is the source of this 954-nucleotide messenger RNA. RefSeq lists its product as uncharacterized. Lineage: Eukaryota; Fungi; Ascomycota; Eurotiomycetes; Onygenales; Arthrodermataceae. Gene Ontology annotation, molecular function: basic amino acid transmembrane transporter activity. The coding region runs from base 1 to 954 and encodes 317 amino acids. The record is from RefSeq and is a predicted model, not a curated record. Gene Ontology annotation, biological process: basic amino acid transport; transmembrane transport. The transcript has 2 exons. Gene Ontology annotation, cellular component: fungal-type vacuole membrane.